Molecule: messenger RNA, 733 nt
Organism: Malania oleifera
Lineage: Eukaryota; Viridiplantae; Streptophyta; Magnoliopsida; Santalales; Ximeniaceae
Product: acyl carrier protein 4, chloroplastic-like
Exons: 3
Coding region: 88-318 (76 amino acids)
Biological process (GO): fatty acid biosynthetic process
Molecular function (GO): acyl carrier activity
Source: RefSeq, a predicted model, not a curated record
UAAUGUACUUCGGAAUGCAUCGAGACCAUGACAGUCAAAAUUCCCCAAGCAGAACCAAACACACCAAAGUGAUUCUUGUGCUUCCAUAUGCAGAUGACUUUGAGAACAACAACACUGAGAGUGGCUUCUGUGGGUUGGGCAAAGAGAGGGUUUCCUUCGUCAAGAACCUCCCGCUUCAACGUCUCUUGCGCGGCAAAGCCUGAGACAGUGCAGAAAGCGUGUGAGAUUGUGAGGAGGCAACUUGCUUUGCCUCCCGAGUCCGAACUCACCCCCGAAUCCGAGUUCUCAACACUUGGGGCUGACUCCCUCGACACGUGAUGGGAGCUGGAGGAAGAGUUUGGGAUCACAGUGGAGGAGGAGAGCUCUGAGAACAUAAAACAACUGUGCAAGAAGCAGCUGAUUUGAUAGAGAAACUAGUGCAGAAGAAAGCCAAAGCUUGAUAAUUGUUUCAGGAGAUCGAUAUGAAUUCUCGACAACUACUUCAUGGAGCUUAAUUGGUUCAUUUUGUUCGCAGCUUUUUAUUUCUUUUGAUGGGAAAAUUUGACGUUCAAAUCAUGUCUUGUCAUUUUUUUUUUCGUGCUAAGCGAACAUGAUGCCAGUAGCAGUGACUUGGAAAAUGUGUUUUUUUGUUUUCAGCAGCCUGUUAUUUUCAAGGGAAAGCAGGCAAGGGCAGUGUCCAUGUACAUUUUGGCUUUGGGAAACCUCUUUUUUAACUUUAUGAGUAUUUCUGGUU